Herpailurus yagouaroundi (jaguarundi) is the source of this 2582-nucleotide messenger RNA. RefSeq names its product dynein regulatory complex subunit 1 (gene DRC1). The record is from RefSeq and is a predicted model, not a curated record. Gene Ontology annotation, biological process: axonemal dynein complex assembly; cilium-dependent cell motility; regulation of cilium movement. Lineage: Eukaryota; Metazoa; Chordata; Mammalia; Carnivora; Felidae. The transcript is spliced from 15 exons. The coding region runs from base 92 to 2116 and encodes 674 amino acids. Gene Ontology annotation, cellular component: axonemal dynein complex; axoneme.
GACUGCACCCUGGCAACGGCUUGUUGCUGGCAACCGGGCGGUGGUCUCGCGGUGUUCCUUAGGCAGCUGCCUGCGGCGGGAGGCACCUGCCAUGAAUCCGCCUGGGCCCUUGGGGGCCCUGGAGAAGGAGGAGGAACACUCCUCCACCCCGAUUCUCGGGCCGUCCAUACACUCCGACAACCCUCAGGAGCGGAUCCAGGCCCGGCGUCUCCGCAUCGCGGCGCGCCUGGAAGCCCGGAGGCGACUUGAAAAGCUGGAGAACGAAGUCAAGACCAGCCAGGACAAAUUUGAUGAAAUCACCAUGAAGUGGGAGGAGGGCAAACGGAAGAGAAUUCCCCAGGACCUGUGGGACAUGCUCAACACCCAGCAGGUGCACUGCGCUCGGCUGAUAGAAGACAAGAACAAGCUUAUCAGCGAGUUACAGCAGGAGUUAAAAGCAAAAGAUGACCAGUAUGUGAAGGAUUUGAAGAAGCAGUCAGAUGACAUCUGCCUGCUCCUGGAGAGGAUGGAAGAGCAAGUGAAGAAUGUGAUGAAAACCUUCCGUCAGGAGCUCAAUUCCAUUGAGAAAGCAUUUGAGGCGGAACGACGAGAACUGCUGACCAGUAAUAAGAAGAAAUGGGAGCGGGCCCUGCAGGCUCACAACGCCAAAGAGCUGGAGUAUCUUCUAAGCCGCAUCAAGAAGGUAGAGGACUAUGAGAAGCAGCUGAACAAGCAGCGGGUGUGGGACUGUGAAGAGUACAACACGAUCAAGAUCAAGUUGGAGCAGGACGUGCAGAUUCUUGAGCAACAGCUUCAGCAGAUGAAAGCAACCUACCAGCUAAACCAAGAGAAGUUGGAGUACAACUUCCAAGUGCUGAAGAAGAGAGACGAAGAGAGUGUGGUGAUCAAAUCCCAGCAGAAGAGGAAGAUCAGUCGCCUGCAUGAUAUACUUAACAACCUGAGAUCAAAAUACGCCAGGCAGAUCAGACAGUUUGAGGAGGAGAACCAGUCACUAACCUCCGACUACAUACGCCUUGUGACGCAGUUCAAGGAGCUACAGAAAGCCAUGAGGCAUUUUGCUCUUCUUGAGGACAAGCGGUUUCGAGAGAUUUGGCUGAUGAAUGAAGAAGAGGCAAAGGAUCUGAUAAGCAAAGCCUUUGAUGUGGACAGGAUCAUCCACACCCAGCAUCUGGGGCUCCCCUGGACCGCACCUGAUUUCUGGUUCCUGAGGAAUGUGGGACCUAUAUCUCAGCAGCAGCAGAGGUCUGCUACACAGAUAUUAGAAGAAGUGCUGAUUCAAACAGAAGAGGAGGGGAUGGAGGAGGCCACCUCAGAAACAGAGUCUUACCUCGACCUGCCAAAGCAAGUUUCCAUGAAAACGACCAGAAAGAUCCUGAUGCUCCUGUGUGACGAGUCGGGUUUCCUCAUAGAGAGCAAGCUGCUGAGCCUUCUCCGUCCCCUGGAGAAGAGCGAGUGCUAUCUGCUCAAGUUGGACGCCAUCUUCUCAGCCCUUGGGAUUGAAAGUGAGGACGACUUGUACAAACUGGUGAACUUCUUCCUCAAAUACCGAGUUCAUCAUUCAGCCUCCAGUCAGGAGCGAACAAGCCCGAUGUCAGCCCUGGACCCAGGAGAGCAGACAGACCUCGAGAGACAGAAGGAGGGAAGCCUUGUGGGAGGGGAGCCAGAAGAGAAGGAGGUCCCCCCUUCUUCCACGCUCAUCCACCCCAACGACGUCCUCAAGAUCCUGGAGGCCUUUGUCAUGGGUCUGAGGAAGCCCAGGGACCCCCCGGCCCCAGUGAAGGUGGUGAAGUAUGUGCGAGACACCUCGAAGGACUCUGCGUAUUGGGAGGCCCUGGCCACGGUUCUCCCUUACGCCACGCAGAACCUCUGGGACGCUCUGUACACGGCCUUGGAGAAAUACCACCUCGUCCUGACGCAGAGGGCCAAGCUGCUGAUAGAAAACAACUCCCUGGAGAAGCAGAACACAGAGCUCCAGAUGCUGCUUCAGCAGUAUCUAGAUUCCAAGAUGCUUGUUGGACGUCUCUCGGAAGCAGGACCCGACCCCACCGAGAGCGUCACAGCCCAGAGAGCCCUUCCUUAUGGAGUUUCUUCUUUGGUCUUAACAUCCCCUCUGUGAGGUCGAUAGGGCACAAGUCAUUCUCCCAGAGAGGAGAAUCAAAACUGGGAGACUCUUGCCCACUCUGCUGGGCCAGAUUGUCUGGCCCGGGAUGUGACAUGGCGAGAGGAGGCUCCAGCUGGGGCAGGUAUUCCCCGGUCCUCACUCCUGCCCACUCCGGUGAUAUUUGGGGCAACUUCCCCAUGGCCUGCAAGGGAAGAAUCUCACCGUCUCUGCUUCUAAGGUUAGAAUCCCUUCGUAACAUAGUUGCUGGCUCUGCUGUGCUAGUGUGGGAUGCUUCACGCGGCGCUGAGACCGUGGGCCGGGAGGGUCAUGACACCCUGGGCUGGGGGUACGCCCUCCAUCAUCAGCUGUGUGUGUGAGAGGUGACCGAGGCCAGCCACAAGCCCGGGAACUGGGGAUGUGUGGCCCCGUAACAGUCACUAGAGGACUGUCCAUGCUGUCGUCGAUGCCGCUGUGUGCAGAG